AAUAGCAAACUUCCAUUCGAGAAGGACUGAAGGAGACAAAAAUAAUAACAUAAGAUACAUACAGCUAACAGGGAGCGAGAGAAGAGAACCCAAAAGCUGGAAUCACAAGAACUAGGAAUCAUCAAGAGGCACAAGAUAUUGAGAAAGCAAGCAUGAUAAAAGCGGUGCUGGUGAUUAACACCCAAGGCAAACCUCGCCUUACCAAAUUCUACGAUUUUUUGACUGUAGAGAAGCAGCAAGAGCUUAUACGCGGUGUAUUUGGAGUGUUAUGUAGUAGAGCUGAGAAAGUUAGCAAUUUCAUGGAGGUUGAUUCAAUCUUCGGCCCGGAUAGUCGUCUUGUGUACAAACAUUAUGCAACAUUGUACUUUGUCUUUGUGUUUGAUAGUUCUGAGAACGAGCUUGCGAUGCUUGAUCUCAUACAAGUGUUUGUAGAAACAUUGGACAAGUGCUUCAGGAAUGUAUGCGAGCUUGACAUUGUGUUCAAUUACAGCAAGCUCCAUGCUAUUAUAGAUGAGAUAAUUUCUGGAGGUCAAGUGUUGGAAACAAGUUCUACAGAAGUUAUGAGAGCUGUUGAAGAAAUAUCAAAGUCAGAAGCAGCCUCAAAUUCCAUCUCAUUAGUCCCCAAAACAGUGUCUGGUUGGCGGAGCCGGUAAUACAUUACCUAGAACAAUGUUGGAAUAACGAUCGAUGGACUCUUCAAAAUGUUAUGGCAGUCAAGCAGUUUUGGUGCAAGCUCAUGCAGUAAACGGAGUUAGAUGCACUAGCAAUUCUUUCAAUGCUAAACAGAGAUUUAGAUUCUAUAAUCUAGAUUUGUCGCUAACUAAUUCAGUAAAAAUUUGAUGCUCAAGGCAAGCCAUCGGAAAAUAUUUAUAUUGCUGCUGUUUGUUCUAUGAUAUUUCCCGUUUGUGAUUUCCGAA
Populus nigra (black poplar) is the source of this 917-nucleotide messenger RNA. Its product is annotated as AP-3 complex subunit sigma. Bases 153 to 653 code for a protein of 166 amino acids. The transcript is spliced from 7 exons. Lineage: Eukaryota; Viridiplantae; Streptophyta; Magnoliopsida; Malpighiales; Salicaceae. The record is from RefSeq and is a predicted model, not a curated record. Gene Ontology annotation, cellular component: membrane coat; AP-3 adaptor complex; intracellular membrane-bounded organelle. Gene Ontology annotation, biological process: Golgi to vacuole transport; intracellular protein transport.